AUGGCAGUACCUAAAGACGCCAUCCCGUCCUUGGCGGAAUGCCAGUGCCAAAUCUGCACAGAAAUAUUUAUCGAACCUGUAACCCUCCCGUGUAACCACACACUCUGUAAUCCGUGCUUCCAAUCGACAGUUGAAAAAGCAAAUUUAUGCUGCCCCUUCUGCCGCCGCCGGGUCUCUUCGUGGACCAGGUACCAUACCCGAAGAAAAACUCUUGUUAAUAUGGAACUGUGGGAAACCAUUCAAAAACACUAUCCAAAAGAAUGCAAGCUGAGAGCCUGUGGACAAGAAUCAGAGGAAAUCGUUGAUGACUUUCAACCAGUUCGGGUAUUAAGUAUACCUGGAGAAUUAAGAAGAGAAUAUGAAGAAGAGAUAAGUAAGGUGGAGGCAGAACGACGAGCCAAUGAAGAAAAAGAAAACAAAGCUAGUGAAGAAUACAUACAGCGAUUAUUGGCAGAGGAGGAAGAAGAGGAGAAAAGACAAGCAGAAAAAAGGCAAAGAGAGAUGGAAGAACAGCUGAAAAGUGAUGAAGAACUGGCAAGAAGACUCAGCAUUAAUAUCAGCAGUGUCUGUGAGAGAAGUGUCGUGGCUUCUCCCUUGAAUUCCAGGAAAUCUAAUUCAGUCACAGUCAAGUCACAAAAGAAAAGUAAGAACUUUCCAAAAAACACUGGAGAUAUUCAGAAGUAUUUGUCUCCUAAAUCUCUAUUUGGUUCAGCAUCACAAUCUGAAGAUAAGCAAAGCUCCAUAUCUAAGGAAAAUGACAGUGGUGAUUUGGCGAGCCCUUUGUGGCCAGACACAGAAAUUGAAGAAGACAUGCCGACACUUUCUCCACAAAUAUCCCCUGACAUUGAAGAACAGGAUGCAGCAUCUUUAGUAGAGUCACCGAUGCCUCAGUUAAGUGCCUGUGGUUCAGAAUGGAGCACUGAAGGAGAAGUGAAAACAGCACUGAACAAUCAUGAUAAAGAAUUAUGUGUCUUAAAUCCUGAAGACCCUCAAACUAAAUUGUUUAGAAAAACUGAUGUUAAUCAUUGUGGCAGAACACAGAGUGGGCUCUCUAGUGUGACAGAUAUAGUUACAACUACAAACAGCACAGUAGAGGCAAAAAAUGAAGAGACUAGCCUGCUGAACAGCAUUGAUACUUCCAAAAGAAAAAACCAGGAACCUUCCUCUGAAACAGUUAAAGAUCCGUGCAUUUCUCCAAAAAGAAGAAAAGUGUUCCCCAAAAUUUCCACAGACCAAGAGGAAGCAGAAAUCAACUUUACCCAGAAACUGAUAGAGUGGGAGCAACUACUUUUUGAGAGACAUAAGCAAGAAGAGCAGGACAGAUUGCUAGCAUUACAACUUCAGAAAGAGGUGGAUAAAGAACAAAUGAAGCCAAACCGGCAGAAAGGCUCCCCAGAUGCGUAUCAGUUACGUACUACAACCAUUUAUCCAGACAAAUUGCCAAAUGGACAGAAGAAUUCCAAAGAUAAGAACUUCCAGAAACAAACUGACAGAGAACAUCCACAAAUGAGGAGAGGCUCAAGAGAUGAAAACUGCCAGCCACCUUUGAAACACUUAGAUACUUUUAAUGGCCAGAGGAAGCCAAAUUCUACUAAAGAUCGUUGUAAUGCCCGUUCCCUGCAGUCUAGUAAUUCACAGAGGAGUAUUUUUCAAAUGUUUCAGAGAUAUAGAAAGUAA
Messenger RNA from Elephantulus edwardii (Cape elephant shrew), 1677 nucleotides. It is a transcript of the gene RNF168, whose product is annotated as ring finger protein 168, E3 ubiquitin protein ligase. The record is from RefSeq and is a predicted model, not a curated record. Gene Ontology annotation, molecular function: metal ion binding; ubiquitin-protein transferase activity; nucleosome binding. Gene Ontology annotation, biological process: double-strand break repair; protein ubiquitination. The transcript has 6 exons. Gene Ontology annotation, cellular component: site of double-strand break; nucleus. Bases 1 to 1677 code for a protein of 558 amino acids. Lineage: Eukaryota; Metazoa; Chordata; Mammalia; Macroscelidea; Macroscelididae.